AUGGCGCAGACCCUGUACAGCCCUCGGGUCGAGGCACACUGGAACGAGGACAUCUACCUGGAGGAGGAGCGCCUGAAGGACUUCAUAAGGAAGCGGGAUGAGGGAGAACUUCUCAUACAGAGAAGCAGAAGACUGAAAAAGACCCUUCUGAGACCGACUCGCACGCUUCCGUGUCCGAAGGACGGGUACGUCCACUACAGCGACAAGGUGAUGCUCGUGAACCCCGACUACCCCGAGAAGGAAGCCGACGUGUUCCUGGGGGACCUGGCCCUGAGCAUGACUCCAGAUGAGAUCCACGCCCACCUGUGCGGGACGAGCUGCAGGUGCCUGCGGGCUGAGCGCCGCUCAGACCCGGUCCCGGUCAGCAGAAACACGUUCACCAUUCUCAGCAUGGACGGCAACAACACUCGCCGAGUGCUCAGGUACGGGCAGGACUUUUGCCUCGGGAUAACGGCAGGAUCCGAAAACAAAAUGCUGUACCUGUCCAGCGACCACAGGACCUUCCUGAAGUCGGCGCAGAGGUCCUGGCUGCAGGAGGUGUACCUGACGGACGAGGUCUCCUACAGGAGCUGCUGGCAGGCCGCCUUGCCCGACCCGCAGCUGCGCCUGGAGAGCGAGGGCUGCCCCGUCCCGGCCAACGCCCGGGUCAUCAUCACUCACAGCCACACCAACCGCAGGCUGGCCGCGCACCGCCACCUCUUCCUCAGAACCUACUUUGGGAAGGAGGCAGAGGUGGCAGCCCACACGCACCUGGACCCCCACCGCGUGGAGAAGCCGAGGAACCACUGGAUGCUGGUCACCGGGAACCCCAGGGGCGACUCGCCCACCAUGCUGGACCUGCACAGACCGCUGGCCGGGGACACCCGGGCCGUGGAGCCAUGCACGAGCCUGAACACGCAGUGA
Microcebus murinus (gray mouse lemur) is the source of this 903-nucleotide messenger RNA. RefSeq names its product cilia and flagella associated protein 161 (gene CFAP161). Gene Ontology annotation, biological process: cilium assembly. NCBI's taxonomy places the organism in Eukaryota, Metazoa, Chordata, Mammalia, Primates, Cheirogaleidae. Gene Ontology annotation, cellular component: motile cilium. The record is from RefSeq and is a predicted model, not a curated record.